This is a messenger RNA of Ipomoea nil (Japanese morning glory), 769 nucleotides long. RefSeq lists its product as uncharacterized. The transcript is spliced from 2 exons. The record is from RefSeq and is a predicted model, not a curated record. The annotation marks the transcript as partial. NCBI's taxonomy places the organism in Eukaryota, Viridiplantae, Streptophyta, Magnoliopsida, Solanales, Convolvulaceae.
CAAUCCCUCCGUAUGUUCUUCUAUAUUACUUUUAUUGGAAGCGGUUCUCUUGGGGGAUUUAUAGCCACAUCACAGCUGAUUGGAGCACUGGCAAAUUCAUCAAGAGCUGCUGAAGUUCCAGAGAUCGCACAAGGUCUUGCUAUAGACAUUGGAGCAGUCUCCAUAUUUUCCUUUCUUUAUUACAGGGAGAAUAGAGCUAAAAAUGCUCAAAUAGCUAAGCUCUCAAGAGAAGAGAACCUCUCAAAUCUAAAGCUUCGUGUGGUUGAGAAGAGAAUUAUUCCUGUUAGUGAUUUUAGAGGAAUUGCUUGUUUGGACAUUCUUGCUGGUCCUUCAUCUUUCAUUUCUGAGUGUUUUAAACUCAGUGAACCAUUUACUAAUGCCCUUGUAGAAAGAGGAGUGCUUGUUGUUCCAUUUGCCACUGAUGGGAAUUCACCUAGUUUUGAGUUUGAGGAAAAUGAAGAGAUGAGGGAAAAGAAUGCCCGGAGAAAAAGGCUAUGGCAGCUUUCUCCGGUUUAUGUAACUGACUAGAUCAAGUAGGAGGAAGCUUGAAGAUGAAGAUUUGCUUGAGCUAGUUUAGAGAGCUCCCGGCUCUAAUAUGUGCAUGUCUUGCCUCUUGGGGCAAAAAGCUCUCUAGAAGAGAUUCUUGGGGUAGCUUCUAGCCUUAGGGGCCCAUUCGGGUUUUGUGCCAUGAAUGGUGGAGUCUUUAUAGGCUCCAAGUAUAGCACACACUCGGAGUUGGGAGUGUCUUUAGCUUGGCUUGGAUCCAUAG